Coccomyxa subellipsoidea C-169 is the source of this 1128-nucleotide messenger RNA. RefSeq lists its product as hypothetical. The record is from RefSeq and is a predicted model, not a curated record. The transcript has 6 exons. The coding region runs from base 1 to 1128 and encodes 375 amino acids. Lineage: Eukaryota; Viridiplantae; Chlorophyta; Trebouxiophyceae; Coccomyxaceae.
AUGGAUGUUGUGACUCAGCGGCUGGAGCAGCUGGACAAGGACAUUGCCAAGGCGACUGCAGAUGCCAACCAAGCCUGGGACGCAUACCAGCGAGAAACAGAUCCUCGACAAGAAGCCAAAUUCGAGAAGAGGUGGCAGCAGCUUGUGAAGGGAGAGGAAGAUCUCCUCGCAGAGAGAAAGGCUCUCGCAGCUCAGCUUACGGGCCCAGUGCUGCCACUGGUGGAGCAGCUGCAGGCAGAUGUGAAGACGUUGGCCAGGGGCCAGGUGUUGCAACGCCUUCUAUUCGCAGAGGCCUUCCCACUUCGCCGAAGCACCCAGCCAUCAUAUUCAUCGGCUUCAGGAGCCUCAGGCACUAAGCGCAAGCAAGAAAAGGAGCAGAGGCAACGGGUGGAGACGGCCCGCAGGAAGUCAGAAAAGAAGGCCUUUGACAGAGCUGUGGAGGAUUACUACCAUGUGGCACCCGAUAGUGCACAGCUGGCAUGCAUGGUGCUUCACUGUGAACUGCGGCGCGUGCUUAUGUGCCAUGCGCACAUCUUCCCCAAGGCCAAGCGCGAGUCGAUGUUUGAUUGGCUGGGCGUGAGCGAGGUGCAUGCUGGCUGGAAUGGCCUUCUGCUCGGCAAGCCGAUUCGGGUGGUGUUUGAUGAGGGUGGCCUAUGCUUCACAAAGGCUGGUGAGGAGGAUGUCCUGCGGGUGCGUCUGCUCAACCCAGACCUGACUGGGCAGAGUCUUGGAGAGGCUUUUGAUGCUAUCCUGGCGGGUGACGCCUCGUACAGUCCAGAUGAUGUACCGGCUGAUGUGCGGGCGAUGACCUUCCAGGACCUUGAGGGGCGGGAGUUGCAAGCGCCUUACCUGCCCUAUAGGAGCCUGGCGCUGAGGCUGGACGAUGUGUUUGCUGCCCCAGACCCAGUGGCAGCCCUGCAUGCUUUCCUCAGAGAGCCGCUGUUCCAUGUGCUCAGCAGCGGCGGGGCAAGGCCGCAUGUGCCAGAGACCUACAAGCAAAUGUAUGCCAUGCUGUUUGCUACAUCAGGCGUGGAGCACACAGCAAACCACCUGACCCACCGGCUACGGCACACAUUCUCAGAGCGCAUCAAGGAGGGCCCUCGCUCAUUGGAGGAGCUCAUCAUCUGA